This is a messenger RNA of Prorocentrum cordatum, 482 nucleotides long. The record is from the annotation of a GenBank genome assembly. NCBI's taxonomy places the organism in Eukaryota, Dinophyceae, Prorocentrales, Prorocentraceae.
GUCCAGCUGCAGCGUGCAGCCAUGGCGGCACGGGAGGCGCAGUCCAAGUAUGACGGCGCCUUGGACUGGGUCAAGACGGCCCAGCAGCAGCUCGAUAACGCCACCAGCUACCUCCAGGCAGCCCCGCAGGUGAUGCACGGGAAGCAGGGGAUCGACCUCGUGGCGCUGCUGGAGGGCGAGGCCAUCCAGAUCACGGAGGGCGACUUGUUGCAGCUCGACGUCGGCCUUGAGGAGCUCGACGACGGCGCGGAGACAGCCAUCGAGCAGUGGAACAAGCGGAAGCAGCAGCUCGGCGAGUUCAUCCAGCAGCUGGUGAAAGAUCACUUCACCCCGAUGGCCGCGCAGGUGAAAGCCGAGACUGAAGGCCUCCGCGAACAGAAGGCGAGGCUGGUCAGCCACAAGCGGAAGAAGUCCAACGACGGCCAGGCAGCGGCUGGCGCCCCCGCGGCAGCCCCAGAAGGCAGCCCUGGCGCCGCCGCGGC